AUGGAGUCGGAGACGCGGGUGCUGCGCGCGGCGGGCGGCUUCGGCCGGGCCCGGCGCCUGCUGGCCGCCGCCUCGUGGCUGCCGUGCGUGGCGCUGGGGCUGGCGCUGGGCUCCGAGCCGCUGCUCACCACGCCGCCGGCGCACCACUGCCGGCCGGACCCCGAGCUGCUGCCCCCCGCGCUGCGCGCUCUGCGCGGGCCCGCGUUGCUCGACGCCAGCGUGCCGCGCCUGGGACCCGCGCGCGCCCCGAGCCCCUGCCUGCUCCUGCGCUACCCUGAGCCCGAGCCCCACGCCCGCCCCAACGGCACGCGGCCCUGCACGCGCGGCUGGCACUACGCGCUGCCCGCCGCCGGCCUGCUGCGCAGCCCGGUGACCCAGUGGAACCUGGUGUGUGAGGAUGGCUGGAAGGUGCCCCUGGAGCAGAUGAGCCACCUCCUGGGCUGGCUGCUGGGCUGUGUCUUCCUGGGUGCGGGCUGUGACCGGUUUGGACGUCGGGCUGUGUUCGUGGCCUCCCUGGUGCUGGCCACAGGCCUGGGGGCCAGUGAGGCCCUGGCGGCCAGCUUUCCCGCCCUGCUGACCUUAAGGCUGCUUCACGGGGGGGCCUUGGCAGGGUUUUCCCUUGCCCUCUACGUGGCUCGCCUGGAGCUGUGUGACCCCCCUCGUCGCCUGGUGUUCUCCGUGGGAGCCGGCCUCUUCUCCGUGCUGGGCACGCUGCUGCUGCCUGGCCUGGCGCUUCUGGCGCAGGACUGGCGCCUCCUGCAGGGGCUCAGCGCCCUGGUGACUGGCCUUCUGCUGCUCUUUUGGGGGUCGCCGGCCCUGUUCCCUGAGUCUCCCUGCUGGCUGCUGGCCACAGGACAGCCAGCCCGGGCCCGGAAGAUCCUGUGGCACUUUGCAGAACCUGGGGGCGUGGACCCGGAGGACGGCUCAGAGGAGGAGAGCUCCCUGGUUACAGAGCUGGACAUGCUGGGUGCACAGAGCCCCCGGCCCCAGUACCACUCCGUCCUGGAGCUCCGGCACACCCGCGUCGCCUGGAGAAACGGACUCAUCCUGGGCUUCAGUUCGUGAGGAGGGGAGGGCACGGGNNUCCUCCGCAACCUGGCCCCGAGCGAGCCCACCUUCUAUUGGCCCUACUUCCUGACCGCCGGCCUGGAGGCAGCGGCCGCUGUGCUCCUGCUGCUGACGGGGGACCGCUGGGGGCGACGCCCGGUCCUGUUGCUGGGCACCCUGGUCCUGGGCCUGGCAUCCCUGCUGCUCCUUGCCGGGACCCAGUACCUGCCAGGUUGGACCAUGCUGUCCCUGUCCGUCCUGGGCCUCCUGGCCUCCCACGCCGUGUCUGCCCUCAUGGGAGGCCGCUGGGGGCCGGCGAGGUGGGGGAAGGCUGAAUGA
This is a messenger RNA of Puma concolor (puma), 1386 nucleotides long. The record is from RefSeq and is a predicted model, not a curated record. NCBI's taxonomy places the organism in Eukaryota, Metazoa, Chordata, Mammalia, Carnivora, Felidae.